Molecule: messenger RNA, 1374 nt
Organism: Aspergillus ochraceoroseus IBT 24754
Lineage: Eukaryota; Fungi; Ascomycota; Eurotiomycetes; Eurotiales; Aspergillaceae
Gene: aspD
Product: septin aspD
Exons: 6
Coding region: 182-1210 (342 amino acids)
Biological process (GO): cytoskeleton-dependent cytokinesis
Cellular component (GO): microtubule cytoskeleton; cell division site; septin complex
Molecular function (GO): molecular adaptor activity; GTP binding; GTPase activity
Source: RefSeq, a predicted model, not a curated record
CGGCUUGAUUCUUGGGGUAGAAAGCAGAUCUCUUCUGAACGCUAAAUUCUCCCUGUCGGCUUCUUCCUUGCCUCCUCUUCUCUCCAUCUCCUUCGUUGCACCCCUCCCCAUUGACUCCCUUAUCCGCUCAGGCAAGCUAGUUUUCGACUCUCCUCCCCUCUCCCCCCCCCCUUACACCACAAUGGCUGCUACAACCUCCGCCCCAGCUACGGUCUUUCCCCGGAGCCACGUCGGUUUCGACAGCAUCACCUCCCAGAUUGAGCGGAAGCUCCUGAAGCGUGGUUUCCAGUUCAAUGUUAUGUGUGUCGGCCAAACUGGUCUAGGAAAAUCGACUCUCGUGAACACCAUCUUCGCCUCUCACCUGAUUGAUUCCAAGGGCCGUCUUGCCCCUAACGAACCCGUGCGCUCGACCACCGAGAUCCAGACCGUUUCCCACAUCAUUGAGGAAAAUGGUGUCCGUCUCAGGCUAAAUAUCGUUGAUACCCCCGGAUACGGCGACCAGGUGAACAAUGACAGAUGCUGGGAUCCCAUUGUGAAAUAUAUCAAGGACCAGCACUCCGCAUACCUUCGCAAGGAGCUUACUGCUCAGCGUGACCGUUACAUCCAAGAUACCCGUAUUCAUUGCUGCCUUUUCUUUAUUCAGCCAUCUGGCCAUGCCCUGAAACCCAUCGAUAUUGUUGUUCUAAAGAAGCUUUCCGACGUCGUCAACGUCGUUCCCGUCAUCGCCAAGGCCGAUUCCCUUACUCUCGAAGAACGCCAGGCGUUCAAGGAGCGCAUCAAGGAGGAGUUCGCUUUCCACAACCUCAAGAUGUACCCCUACGACAACGAUGAGCUUGAUGAUGAGGAGCGUGCUGUCAAUGCCCGCAUCAAGGAUAUCAUUCCUUUUGCCGUCGUGGGAAGUGAGAGAACUAUCGUCGUGAACGGCCAGCCCGUCCGCGGCCGUCAGAACCGCUGGGGUGUUAUCAACGUAGAAGAUGAGAGCCACUGCGAAUUCGUCUCCCUGAGGAACUUCCUCACCCGCACCCACCUCCAGGACCUCAUCGAAACAACGAGCCAGAUUCACUACGAGACUUUCCGUGCCAAGCAGCUUCUUGCGUUGAAGGAGAGCAGCGCUGCAGGUGGUCACCCCGGUGGCACUCGGCCAAUCAGUCCCUCGGCUGACAGAGAGCUGAGCCGUAACUCUCAGCGUAUGACCAUGAACGGCUAUUAAUUGAGCGAUGCGGCCAAUGGGAAUGAAAAUCGUUUUUCGCUAGGAGCAAGCUUUUUGGUGCUGGCGGAUGUCGACAGGCAAUAAAAUCGGGAGGCAGCCUCAAAGAUCUACUUCUCCCUCUUUCUCUCUCACUCUCUUCUUUUUUUUUUUUUUUUUCUCCCCUU